Messenger RNA from Procambarus clarkii (red swamp crayfish), 9055 nucleotides. Its product is annotated as mitogen-activated protein kinase kinase kinase 11. The record is from RefSeq and is a predicted model, not a curated record. Gene Ontology annotation, molecular function: protein kinase activity; protein binding; ATP binding. Gene Ontology annotation, biological process: protein phosphorylation; signal transduction. Lineage: Eukaryota; Metazoa; Arthropoda; Malacostraca; Decapoda; Cambaridae. Gene Ontology annotation, cellular component: cytoplasm.
GGUGAGAGAAAAUGGCCGCAGUCGAGCUGUGGAUGUUGUGGUGGGAUGACGUGACAGAGGCUUUCUCGCCCUAACUUAUCGAUUCUACAUCUAUGACGCCCUUACCAGAUAUCGGUGGGCUGUGAGGUGCGUGUGGCAUGCGCUGCGGGCCGACCAGUGAUGCUUGCGGGUUGACAAAAGUGCAGCGAGUGAGUAAAUAGGUAGCGGUGAAUUAUGGUUUGGUAAGAUGAAGGAGAGAAGGGUAAAAGUCAGGUGGUUUGUGUAGGUGGUGGAGCUUGGGUUAAUGUACCUUCUCCCGUCAUGAUGCUGCCCCUCUCACCCACCACCUAGCCACUCACCCUCUCGGCAACUGCUGGAAAAACUCUAGAAAUAUCGGCGACUGGAACCUGUGUCAAGUUGCAUGCUAAGUUGCUAAAUGAGAGAGAGGCGGGGUUGUUGGUGCCUCGGCCAGGCUGGUGUGGGGCUAGGCUAGGCUAGUGUGUGUGUGUGUGCCCUACCCUCCUCGCCCCGGGCAUGUGGUGCCCCGCCCCAGGAGUCUGCUCCGUCUCCCUCUAGCUCUGGCAGACUCCAGAGUCUGGCAGCCCAGCGUGGGAGCCGCGCUGGACUCUUAGACUUUAUAUGCCAGGAAGAUCUUGUCAGGUCGGGCCGGACCCCUAAUGGGUGGGAGGUGCGGAAUGCCUGCGGGGGAGGCCGGGGGACCACCGUACAUGUUCGCUGCCCGACACCCAUGUCUCCAGUAGAGCCGACGGGCCCCAUGGAGACCAAGCGAAAGAAAGCAGCAGCAGCUCUGGAGAAUGGCGAUGACUACAGCUGCCCGACUCCCUCUGGUGCCCCAGCCUCCCAGAACACCUCAUCGUCCUCGAGCGCUCAGGCAUCAGUGGGGCGUACGAGUCAGAAUCAAACGUGUGUGUGUACAACCCUCUAUGACUACGAGGCACAGGGCGACGAUGAGCUCAGCUUACGUCAUGGAGAGAUUAUCGAGGUUCUCAGCCAGGAUGUUAAAAUUUCAGGAGACGAAGGCUGGUGGAUCGGGAAGAUCAAUGGGAAGGUUGGCAUCUUCCCAUCCAAUUUUGUGGCGGAGGUCCAGAACAUUAAAGAUGUGGAACCAAUUGAAAUUGACUUUAAUGAGUUGGAAUUGGAAGAGGUGAUUGGUGUUGGGGGCUUUGGAAAGGUGUAUCGAGGUUUAUGGAAUGGCCAGGAAGUGGCAGUGAAGGCAGCAAGGCAGGAUCCGGACGAGGACAUUAGUGUCACUAUUGAAAAUGUGCGGCAAGAGGCUAAACUAUUCUGGCUACUUAAACAUGAGAACAUAGUUGCAUUAAAGGGUGUAUGUCUUGUUGAACCUAACCUGUGUCUAGUGAUGGAAUAUGCAAGAGGCGGCUCUUUGAAUCGUGUUCUUCAACAGAGAAAAGCCAUAGGCCCUUCUGUGCUAACAGACUGGGCAAUCCAGAUUGCCCGAGGAAUGAACUACCUCCACAAUCAAGCCCCUGUUAAGAUUAUUCAUAGAGACCUGAAAUCUUCGAAUGUGCUGUUGAGUGAGUGUAUAGACAAGAAUGAGCUGCAGUUCAAGACACUGAAGAUCACAGACUUUGGGCUGGCACGAGAGGUGUCUAAGACAACUCGCAUGUCUGCCGCCGGUACCUAUGCCUGGAUGGCUCCAGAGGUCAUAAAAACCUCCACUUUUUCCAAGGCAUCUGAUGUCUGGAGCUAUGGUGUGUUGCUGUGGGAGCUUCUUACUGGAGAGUCCCCGUACAAGGGCAUCGACACCCUGGCUAUUGCUUAUGGGGUUGCCAUGAACAAGCUUCGACUACAUAUCCCUACAACUGUACCCACCAACUGGAGGAAACUCAUGGAGGGUUGUUGGGAGUUAGAUCCACAUGCUCGGCCAAUAUUUGAGGUGAUCCUGAACAAAUUGGAUGAAAUUAGCCGAUCUAACUUCACUCAGACGCCCCACGAAAGCUUCCACACGAUGCAGGGACACUGGAAGGUGGAAAUUGAGGAGAAAGUCAAUGAGAUCAGAAUGAAGGAGAAUGAUCUACGAUGUCGAGAAGAGGAGGUUCGGCGAGCAUUAGUAAAGCAGAAACAGAUAGCAGAGCAACUUAAGAAACGAGAGCAAGAGUUGCACAACCGCGAAAUGGACCUUUUGCAGCGUGAGAUCUCCAUAGCCAUCCAACAGCAGUCGGCGAAACCCACACCAAAGAAACGUAAAGGAAAGUUCAGGAAAAAGCUUCUCUCAAGAACCCAUCAGAUCUCUGCUCCAUCUGAUUUCCGGCACAACAUCACAGUGCAGCCCACCGCUGGUGUUGUUCUUAACCCUACGAGUCCCGAGAGUCCCCCAGGCUCCCCUAACCUGCCCAGACUCAGGGCCAUUGCAUUACCAGCCGAUGGUGUGAAGGGCAAGACGUGGGGACCCAGCACAGCACACCAGAAGGAGCGGGGCCAGAUCAUUCCUCAACAUACCGACAACCAAAAACGAUGGAGUAAGUCUGCGCCCAAUCUUGAGAAAACCCUUCGGCCCCUUCCAUAUACUGCCACUAUGACUGGGCUCAACCAGAUUACUGCUUAUGGUCCAGAGAUUGCUGGCAAUGGAUAUUACUACAUGCCAGACUGCAGCGGUGAGGAUGGAGGGUGGAGUGCCAAGCCAGUGCCCCUGCGACCAUUACCAGUGCCAACUCUCUACAAUGGCACCACACCGGAGACUAAGGGCUUACAACCAAAGUUCUCCCCACUAGAACUACUUGUAUAUAACAUUGCUGCUAUUCUAGCCAGUGUGGCUGCAGGAUACGAUGUCCGACUCUCCAACGUCACGGCCAUUCAUCCCAAAUUACUUCCAGUCAAACCCGAGGAUGAAGAUUCCGAGUACCAGAGAUGGCUGGGCAUGGGUGAAUACGAGUUUUCGAGUCCAUCUGGUUAUGCUCACAACACAUAUCAUGGCCCUUCACGACACUCACGUCCUGCAUUAGUCUUAGAACCUAAACCCAUUCGUUUCACGGAUUCUCCCCAACACUUUGCUGGCCCUGCUGCACUGCCCCCAACUCAGCAGACCCCACGGAGAAAAUCAUCUUCAGCAAGUAAUGAUAGUGAGCAGGUAGCAAGUUAUGGUGGUGGUGGGCAGCGUGCUAUCUACAUUCCUGGACCAGCUGACUACCUGCGUCCAGAUUACCGAAGUGAGCAACAGAUGGUGGUGUGGGGUGAGCGUGGAGACCACUCCUCAAAAGCAUCUUCUACUCACCAACCUCCUCCUUCACCAAAACCUGAUGCGGAAAUGUAUCGUGCAGAGACGUAUCAGCAGUACACACCGGAUCAUCGCUCUGACUCAAUUGGUUUUUAUUAUAGUGAUCGAGGGUACCACGGUGCACCUGCUGAAUACCUAGCCAGUGUUCAUUAUGAGCAACGAGUAUAUCCACAGUACGUAAUGAGACAUGCAGCAGCAGCGGCAGCGAGUAGUGAAGGAAGUUACCAUGCCUAUGAUAAUCAAUCGCCAUCUGUGUCAUCCUCUUCAACAUCAACCAAUCCCCGUACUCCAUCUAGAGUCAAUUUCCAACAUCGACGCACUCCAUCAUCAGUGUCAAAUGCAUCUACAUCUUCUUCAAAUGUAAAUCCUUCAUUCAGGUUAGAAGAUGAAGGCGAUAGUUCUUAUUCUACUCCAACUCAUCGCAGUGGCCAUUUUGACCCUCACGGAGGACCAGCCCCACCUCCAAGAGUGUCUCGUCAGAAUUCACACGAAUUGGACCGCGUUGACCGCCCGGGGUCUUUGGAUCUUCCUCGUCACCAUCGUUCUUCUCUCAGGAAGUACAAUUACAGCUAUGGCCGGUCAUCUCCUAAACCUCGCAGUGAUCGUAGUGGGUCUGGGGGAUCUGGAGGGGGUACUCCAACUAAUCCUACCCCACCAGAUAGCAUGACCAGUGAGGAUAGCAGCUAUGUCAGUGCCCCUGAUAUGCACUCUGGUGGCUCUGGGGGCAACUCGACUGGAGGAGGACGGGUUAGAUUCUCCCCUGCUUCACACAUCAUUAGCCAAGAGGGUGUGGUAGGGCGACACACACUGCUAGAUAUGCCAGUGGAGGGCCAAAGUCAGGACACAACAGUUCCUCUGACAGCAUUAAGGCAAGCCAUUCUGCAUCAUGAGCAGCAGCAAGCAGCACUCUUGUCACAAUCUAACUCAUGGACAGCUUUUGAUGAUGGUAGUGAUGAAAGGUUGUAGCAGUUCUCCACUUGAGCCAACAUGCUCUCAGGGGGGCAUAAGCCCAGUAUACAUUCCAGGCACACAAGAGGGUAAUUCAAUAGUUUCCACCAAUUUCAUAAAGGUUAAUUCUGCAGUUUUUGAAAAUUUAUCCACUUUAAAAUUGGGAAAUGUAUUAAAUUUCUUUGCUAUUUUAUUAUUUUUGUGCUGUGAAAGUUUGUUAAAUCUUAACUGCUUCUUUCUAAAACAUAAAGUGGAAAUUAUAAGCCAUUUGUUGAAGUGAGCAACAAUAUGGGGAAUAUAUUAUAAUCACCAUGCUCAAGCUUUCAGUUUUAUGCAGUGUGAUGAGAGCAGUGUACAUAGUAUUGUAGUGCCAUCUAGUUAUUUCUACUUGGUGAGGAUUGAACAAAAUUCCUAUCAAGUCACAACUUCUGUGAUCCUUGGGCAGCCUUUGUAUAAUUUUUCACCUCUUUCAAGGAGGAAUACUUAUUAUAGGAGGAUGAAGGGAAGUGAAGAGACAGAUGUGGAUAGAAGUAUAGGCUAAAGAUGAAACUAAAGUAAAGAAGACUGAGAAUUGUGGAUGGUAGUGUCAGUGUGUUAGCCAGAAACCUAUUUAAGAAUUGUUCUUGGUAGUCUUUUCCAGUUCCAUAUAUAACUCACAAUAAGGUUGACAGGUCUUUAAUAAUGCUAAAAUAGAUUUUACACUAUUUACUGUUUCAGCAGCUGCCAUUUGCUCCAAAUUUAAGACCUUACUUUGAAGCCACAAAAUUGCACUUGUGCUAAAGCCAAUGCCUCUCUUAUUUAAUAACGUAACGGUUGUUGAAGAUGAAACCGUGUGUGUGUGUGUGUGUGCAAUAUCACUAAUAGCCAAGCAUCACUGCACAAUAGUACAAGUAGGCUCGGAGGUCAGGUAGGGUUGGUACGUGAUCAAAUUGGAUGUUUAAUUUGUAUUAUUUUACAUUUAUUAUUUCAGUAAUUCAGGAAGAAUGAUGAAAGGUGACUAAUUGAAUGGUAUUUCUACUUAAUAGAAAGAUUCUACUUUAGUACAUUUUCAUUGAUAAUAUUUUAAAUUAUACUAUACUACUAGCAAAUGUGCCAUAUUGUAUUUCCAUGUGUUUGGGAAGUGUGUCAUAUAUACAAGAAGAAAUGCUCGUUCCUAUAUUGUUUCUUUACACGUUCACUUAUUUUUUAUCUUGACACUACAUCACAUUUGUUAUUUUGAGACUUGUUUUAAUUGUGACACACUGUGAUAAUUCAAGGUAAAAUAAACAAAGUUUUUAUGGUGACAUGGGUAUUGGCAUCAUUAUGUAGUUGUACAUGUAUGAGGCAUUCUCAAGUGGUACCAGGUUGCAUCACAGUCUGUUGGUAUAGUGUACGAGGUACUCUCCAGUGGUACCAGGUUGCAUCACAGUCUGUUGGUAUAGUGUAUGAGGUACUCUGGUACUUUCCUCAUGGAUUGUAUCACAAUCUGUUUGUAUAUAGUGUAAGAGGUACUCCGAGUGGUACCAUGUGGAUGGGUUGCAUCUCACACUGUAUAGUGUUGGAGGCUCUCAGAGUGGUGAAUGCCUCAUAGGUCGUAUCAGUCAAAUAGUCAAGUCUACUCAUGUGUCUUAAUACCGAUUUUACUUCUCAUCGCUAUUUGCCGUGUGUGGGCGUAAGCUUUAUUGGCCUUUGUACAGAUUAAUUUCUUUUAACUGAAAAACAUGUUUUUAUAUAUAUAUCCACUUGAUAGGUCAACAAUAAUAUUUUUGACAGGUACGUAAUAACUUAUCCCUGUCCUGUAGGGCAUUAGUACACCAUUUCCAUGCUCUGUCUGUGAUUAUAUAGUCAUGAAUUGCCAUUUGAUAGUUUUUUUUUAAAGAGAAAAUGUCUUCCUGAGUAUUCCUAUACAGGAAUAGAAAUUACUUGCUAAACCCAUGUUAAUCUUGCUGUGUUUGAUGGCAAGGGGACACUUGAUACACACACGUGGCAACCUGUGCUUGUAUGUGGCACAUUUUUGAUGAAGGAAAGCCGUCUCAAUGUCAUAACUAUUAAAAUAUUAUUACAGUAUUUUGCAUCUGGAGAAACAAUGUAAAGCAUGUAAUGAUUCUGUAGUAAUAUUUCACUAAUUCCAUUUUUUAUAUAUAUAUAUAUAUUUAUAUAAUUUAUAUAUAUUUAUAUAAUUUAUAAAUAUUUAUAUAAUUUAUAUAUAUUUAUAUAAUUUAUAUAUAUAUUUAUAUAUAUAUAAUAUGAGGUGUGUGUAAUGCAUGAAAAGAUUAGCUUCCUAUAAUUUUAUGCAAGAGUACAAUUCCCAGUUAUGUAUGUUUUCUGUGCAACAUUCCAGAAAUAGUAAUGAUACUGCAAUGUCAAUUUUAUAUAAAUUUCAUUUCAAGUUUGCUAAUAUGUGCCAGUUAUCCCAUGUUUUAAACCAAGUGCUUGUUUCCAGCUCUUCAGUGUUGUCAAACUCAUUGACUGAGGUAUCUCUAGCAUUACCAACCAUCGGGGCACAAGCAAACCAUCGUCGUCAUGCCAAUUGUAAGGUGCCAUAUUUUUCAUUAAGGUUAACUUGUGUUGCUCUUCAUUACACAAGGCGAGAUGCUUAAGAGUAGUCCUCAGUCUGUAGCUCUAUGCAGGCGACGAGUCACAAUAACGUGGCUAAAGUAUGUUGACCAGACCACACACUAGAAGGUGAAGGGACGACGACGUUUCGGUCCGUCCUGGACCAUUCUCAAGUCGAUUGUGUGUAGCUCUGAUUGUUAUAUUGGGAUUUUGGUUUUAGAUCAGGUACUAGAACUGGUUAGGUUAUUCAAUGCCAUGUUUUCCUUGACUUGCUGUCCCAGUAGUACUAGAUCCGGGUCUCCAGUUACUUACUGGGUGCACGUGAGAAAACUGAGAAAGCCAUUCCCAGUUGUCCCACUCUGUCCAGUUGCACUGUGAACUCUUUCACGGUUGAGAAAGUAUCUAAAAAAUAGAAAUUGACAAAUUUUUCCACAUGAAAUAAUGUAUAGACCAUACCAGCUGCUGACUAUGAGUGCAAUGUUGACGUAUUCAGGCAUUUUAUUUUCACUUUAAGAAACGUGUACCAAAGUGUAUUUUUUAAGCUUUAUUUUACAAUUAUUUUGUCAAAUGAUAUGAUGAUUAAAAAUGUUUCAUGGCUAGGUUUUAUGGCUAGGUUUUAUUGCAACAAGAUAUAUAAUAUUAUCAUUUGUCAAAAUAAAUUAAUAAAUAUAUUCUCGGAGGUUUAGGCUGUAAAAUACUUUUAAUAUCUCGUCUUACGAGUCGACAUCAUUAUCUGUAGAAGCUCGCUAAUCCGGACUAUAUGGGAAGGACCUCUUGGCAGAUUAGCAUGUUUUCCGGAUUAAUGUACUUUUUCACUGCGGAAGUCCAAAAGUAAACAUGUCCAACAAUUUUUAUACCACAAACAUAAUAUGAAUUGCCAGAUGUAAUUAUAAAAUAUUCAGCCAGAAACUUCAACUUACCUUGUUGUAGUUCGUCAUCUUGAUUGAUGCUACACAUCUUGAAGUUAACACUUUCGUCCGGCGGUGACGCAGUGUGCGUCAAUAAAUAGAUGGAUGUCUGCUGGAGACACAUGUUGCAUCAAAAUUUAAAAUAUUUGUUAAAAUUCUAUAUAUUUUUUAUCCGAUCAUUAUGGGAAAGGAUUUAAAAUGUGCGCCAACAUCUUCCCAUUGAACGACAUAACACGAAAAAUGAUGUUAUCAAAACUGAAAAGAGUAUACACAAUUGGGUUUAGGUGCUGUGGGUGUACCAAUGGGUACAUGCUCACGGGUAACGCUUGGCCGACUUAAGGUGUUUUGGACUUUAUAUGCAUAUAUCCCUGUAGGGAAUUCUAUUGCGAACAAAUUUAUAUUAAAAUGAACAACGUAGCACGAGAAUGGAGGUGAGAAAACUGAAAAGAGGAUAUACAUUUUAUUGCUGUUGCACGCUCACGGGUAACACUCGCCCAAUUUUUGGGUUUGGUGCGGGUGGCACACCUGGCUUUUGAACCUUAUAUGCAUAUACCCCUGUAGGGAAUUCAAUUGCAAAUGAUUUGAUGCCCUAAAUGAAUGACGUACAACAAAAACUGAGUUGAGAAAACUGAAGAGAGUACACACAUUUUAGUGUGACUCCCUGCGAAAGGAGUCACAAGGAAAUGAGUUAGUGUGGCUCACGCGAAAUGCUCGGCACACCUUGGGGUAGGCUGGGGUGUGCACGCCGAGAAAGCGAAAGUGAGAAUUGAGAAUUCUUGACAAUAUAUGUAAUCUAUUCUAACACAACACUAAAAUUAACACUUCAAAUUACUGUACAGUUCAUGAGGCAAGGUCAAUUUUGACUGCCAGCUGCUGAAGCCUCGGUUGUUGAAGGCACUUGGCCUUUAAGCCUUGGCCUUGGAAAUGUUCAAAGUUACUAGAAAAACAACAAAGUUAUUUUAAAAAUAUUUCACUAAUGGCGCUGCACUAUGGUAUAACGCGAGGGUCGGAAGCACAUGGGCUAUUUGGUUUGACCAGGCCUGGACAGGUCCACUUGGGGCAGGCAGGCACGUUAUGUAGGCCACUAGACGGGAAAAAACUCCCAAUAUUUUUUUAGCAAAAUUCAAACUGUGCAAAUUGUUUUUAGGAAACUUGUAUAUUUGUUAUAAUACAGUAAUAAAUAAUACUGUAUUUCUUUUGUUUUUGACUGUGAUGAAUUGUUCUAAAAUUAUUGAUAAUUACUGUACUGUAUCAGCUCCUCCACAUGCCCUUUAUUCCCCAGGCAGUCCCUCCCAACGUUAUUCUUUCCUGACACCACCCACCCCACCCCCGGAGUCGACGACAUGGGGAGCCGGUCGGCCGAGCGGACAGCACGCUGGACUUGUGAUCCUGUGGUCCUGGGUUCGAUCCCAGGCGCUGGCGAGAAAAUUGG